CGUAUCGCUCAGCGCACACAGCUGUGCACAGCGCCGAGGAGGGACAGAGAGCUCUAUCUUGAGGUGCAGCAACGAGCAGCAUCGCUCUCGGCACGCAGCUAGAGCCCUGCGGCACCAGUGCCUCAGCUUGCAGCCCAGGGCUGGCCCGAGCGCAUCGCUGCAACGCUUCGUCAGCAAUCAUGCUCGACGAUCUUGAAAAAGAGACGAGAAGCACCGACCAGACCCUCGACCACCCUAGAGUGCUACUAUUAAGGACGCAGGUCGCCACCGACUCCGCGCCCUGGCUGCCGACGGAGUUAUACUUGACACAAGUGAAACGCGGCCGCUGGGGCGCGAACAAAGAACCGGCGAACCCGGUGCCGCCCCUCUUCGCCGAGGCGGCGGGCCACGCCUGCGCCGUGUGUGCGCGGAGCGCGUUGAUUGGGGCGUCGAUUUCGCGGUGCGGCCGCUGCAAAGUCGUACGGUACUGUUCGUCGCAAUGCGCCAAGGCGCACUGGCCGGUGCACAAGGCCGUGUGCCAGGAGCUCGCGAAUACGGCUGUGCCUGCUUGUAAAGAGGACUACGACAUACAGCUCUCGCCGGCGGCUUCUUACUUUUAUCGGAGGCGUGCGAGGUGCACCAUCUGCCAGGACGCGUCCUCGAAACUGAGCCUGUGCAAGCGCUGUUUUGGUGCUGCCUACUGCGCGAAGUGCGUCACGACCCACCCGAAGGAGCACUGCGACGCGUCGAUCCUCGAGCAGUGCUGCCUCGGUCUGAUAAGCGACAUGGGCGCGCCGCUGUCCAUCCCCUCGCGGACGCCGUUCCCCUCCACCAAGCCGGAUGGCUGGAAGGCCUACUUCGAGGCGAAGAUGUUCGACUUCGAGGUCGAUGCUGGGUUACUGGCUUUAGGUCCGCCGUGCGCGAUGCUGACGGAGGCGCUUAGUUUACCAAUCAUCAUAGCGGAGCAUCUGCCACGACAGGCGUCCUUCGUCCAUGUUAUUGGUGCGGCGCCCGCGGACCUUGUUGGCGUGAGGCGGUUCCGCGAGGUGUUCCGGUGGCGGCCCGACUUGUCGAGGCUGGCGGUCUGCAUGGUCGGGCCCCUUUUGAGGCAGGUGACGGAGAAGCAGCCGCCGGAGGAUGGCUGCGAUAAGUUAUUGGUGCUCGAGGCGCGCGGCGGGCCCUACGCUGAAGUGGAUUUGCCGCCUCCGGACCUCGUCGUUCUUUAUGAUAUGGACGCGGCCGCGGUCGCGCUGCAGCGCGGUAAACCGGUGGUCGCGUUGGCGUCCACGAAGGACGACGCGGACGCGAUGCACGCGGCCCUAUCCCGCCAAACGGACCGGCCGGUGGCGCCGCCGCGCGAGAACCCGUUCCGCGGCCUGCGGCCGCGGCGCGCCGCCGCGCCGGCGGCGGGGUACGUCUACGCGAAUCACUGGGUCGUCGUCGCGGGAGGCGCGUAA
Pelagomonas calceolata is the source of this 1436-nucleotide messenger RNA. NCBI's taxonomy places the organism in Eukaryota, Pelagophyceae, Pelagomonadales, Pelagomonadaceae. The record is from the annotation of a GenBank genome assembly.